GACAGCUCCUGAUCAGCACUGGGAGGCAGACAGCUCCUCCAGCGGGCGAGACGCGCGGCCCAGCCCUGGCUGAGCCACUUCGGAUCCAGGCCUGGGAUAAGCCCCUACUUCCACCCCCCAACUCUUCCUAUCUGAUUCCUGGGGAGGGUCGUCACCGCAACCCCGAGGGCUGUACCCAUUCAAAAGCCUCUCUGCCCCGACCAACCAACCCCAGUUAGCCAGAAGUCUGCAGACCUGGACAGAGCCUUCCUCCCACACCCCCACUGCAGCGCUCACGUCUCCCCUCUGCAGACCCCCGGGAGCACGAACCUGACCCCACCCCCAACCUUUACGCUUCUCAGCAGCUCCCCCCACCCCUAAAAAAAAAAAAAAAAGCACAGACCCGAGCCUUCCCUAAGCAGAGCCUCUCAAGUCAAGCCACCUCCUCUCCUCCAACCAGCUUCCCGCGCCCCCUCCCUCCUCCGGUUCCUCCUCCUCCCGGAUCCUCCCUCCUCCCCUCCCCCUGCGGCGCCGCCGCUCGCUGCCGCGGUGUCCUGGCAGGGUGUCGAGGUGUGUCGCGGGCGGGGUGUCGCAGGGCGUGUCACGAGGUGACUCGGGGAGGGCUGAGGACCGAGGAGGAAGCACGAAGGGCGAGCGGGGCUGCCGCUCCGUCACCCCUCCCCCGCCGCAGUCGCAGGCCUUUCCCCGGAGAAGAUGGCGGAUCGGGCGGAGAUGUUUUCUCUCUCUACCUUUCACUCGCUGUCGCCGCCAGGCUGCAGGCCACCUCAGGACAUAAGCCUGGAAGAAUUUGAUGAUGAAGAUCUGUCUGAAAUCACUGACGACUGUGGCCUGGGUCUCAGCUAUGACUCGGACCACUGCGAGAAGGACAGCCUCUCCCUGGGGCGUUCGGAGCAGCCGCACCCCAUCUGUUCCUUCCAAGAUGACUUCCAGGAGUUUGAGAUGAUAGAUGACAAUGAUGACGAUGAUGACGAUGAGGAGGAGGAGGAGGAAGAAGAAGAGGAUGAUGAUGAGGAGGAGGAGGAGGAGGAGGGAGAAGGGGAGAGCAAAGAGGGAGGAGGCAAGAAAGUCCCCGUGUUGGAUGCCCUGAUCCCCUCCCCGUCCCAGGAGGAGCCCCACAAGCACCGGCCCACCACGCUCCAGCUGACUACACUAGGAGCCCAGCCCGCUCUUUUGCCCCCACCCCGCCAGGACUCGUUGAAUAACAAUGAAGGCUUUGCCCCAGCGCCCCCAGCCUCCUGGCAAGAGACAGUGCCCAGCUCACCCACCCAGGAGCCCACCAGAGAGCCGCCUGCGCUCCUCCCGCCCGCCCCCGCCGAGGAGAGCCCCUGCGGGGCGCAGUCGCCUGAGCACCCGGGUUGCGACUGCGAAGGGAACGGGCCCGCGGGGCCGCCUGCGCCCGACGGGACCUCGCCCUCCUCGGACCCCGGCAUCGAAGCGGACCUGGGCAGCCGCUCGAGCGGGGGCCGCGGCGGCCGGCGGAGCAGCCAGGAGCUGUCCUCGCCGGGCUCGGACUCCGAGGACGCCGGGGGCGCGCGUCUGGGACGCAUGAUCUCGUCCAUCUCCGAGACGGAGCUGGAGCUGAGCAGCGAUGGGGGCAGCAGCAGCGGCCGAUCCUCGCACCUCACCAACUCCAUCGAGGAGGCCUCGUCCCCGGCCUCGGAGCCGGAGCCUGAGCCCCCCUGCGAGCCCCCGCGCCGCCCCGCCUUCCUGCCCGUGGGCCCCGACGACACCAACAGCGAGUACGAGUCUGGCUCCGAGUCGGAGCCCGACCUCAGCGAGGACGCUGACUCGCCCUGGCUGCUCAGCAACCUGGUGAGCCGCAUGAUCUCCGAGGGCUCGUCGCCCAUCCGCUGCCCCGGCCAGUGCCUGUCCCCGGCGCAGCGGCCCGGGGAGCCCACCUCUCCCGCCGGCGACCUGGCCAGCACUGACCACGCGGCCGCGGGGCCCGGAGAUGUGGAGCUGCUGGACAUGGAGACGCUGUGCGGGUCGCCGCCCCCCGUGCCCCCCGCGCCCCGGCCACUCCCCGCGCAGCCCGGGCCCUGCCUCUUUCUCAGCAACCCCACGCGCGACACCAUCACCCCGCUCUGGGCCGCCUCAGGCCGCGCCGCCCGCUCCGGCCGCUCCUGCUCUGCUGCCUGCUCGGAAGAGGAGGAUGAGGAGGAAGAGGAUGAGGAUGAUGCUGAGGACAAGCCAGGCCUCCCUGGGGGCAGGGGCUCGGCCCCUGUGGCGCCCCUGGACGCCUCUCUGGUGUACGACGCGGUCAAGUACACGCUGGUGGUGGACGAGCACACGCAGCUGGAGCUGGUGAGCCUGCGGCGCUGUGCCGGCCUGGGCGACGACAGCGAGGACAGUGGUGGCGAGGCCAGCGAGGAGGAGCCGGGGGCUGCGCUGCUGGGAGGUGACCAGACCCCUGGGGACGCCUCCCCGGACAGCCCUGACCUCACCUUCUCCAAGAAAUUCCUCAACGUAUUCGUCAAUAGCACCUCCCGCUCUUCCAGCACUGAGUCAUUUGGCCUUUUUUCCUGCCUGGUCAACGGGGAGGAGAGAGAGCAAACGCAUCGGGCUGUCUUCAGGUUCAUCCCUCGACACCCAGAUGAGCUAGAGCUGGAUGUGGACGAUCCAGUGCUGGUGGAGGCUGAGGAGGACGACUUCUGGUUCCGAGGCUUCAACAUGCGGACGGGGGAACGUGGGGUCUUUCCUGCCUUCUAUGCUCACGCAGUGCCCGGCCCUGCCAAAGACCUGCUGGGGAGCAAGCGGAGUCCUUGCUGGGUGGACCGGUUUGACGUCCAGUUCCUGGGCUCCGUGGAGGUGCCUUGUCACCAGGGCAAUGGCAUCCUCUGUGCAGCCAUGCAGAAGAUUGCCACUGCCCGGAAACUAACUGUCCACCUGCGUCCCCCAGCCUCCUGUGACCUCGAGAUUUCUCUUCGGGGGGUCAAGCUAAGUUUGAGUGGAGGACCUGAGUUCCAGCACUGCAGCCACUUCUUCCAGAUGAAGAACAUCUCCUUCUGUGGUUGCCACCCCCGCAACAGCUGCUAUUUUGGCUUCAUCACCAAACACCCUCUGCUGAGCCGCUUUGCUUGCCAUGUCUUUGUCUCCCAGGAGUCCAUGAGGCCAGUGGCCCAGAGUGUGGGCCGAGCCUUCCUGGAAUACUACCAGGAACACCUGGAGUACGCCUGCCCCACAGAGGACAUCUACCUGGAGUAGCCACCGCCACUCCUGCUCCAGGUGCAGCUGGGACCGGGGUGGGGCUCAAGAGACCACUGUGGCUUGGAUGGGGACACAUGGGGCCUGAUGGUCCAGGGAUUCUCGGGGCUGUGCUGAGAAACCUUCUCCAUGCUCCCUCCAGGCCUUGGGAGCAGGAACACCAUGCACCCUCUGCUUCCCCCUUCCAUUCUCUGCCACCCUGUCUGCCCCUGGGCCCCCUCCCCCCACACUUCUGUCCCCUCCCCUUCUCUGUGCCUGCAAACUCCUGCCUUCUGCUCUUUACUUUGGUGUCAGAACUGGAAAGAGGAGGGAGGAAGGUGAAGCUGUAGAUGGCAUCAGGCUCCCAGGUGACCCUUCCUGCCUCUCCUCUGUGAUUUAUAAAGGAAUUUUAAUUUUUAUAGUGAAUCUCAAGAGAUUAUCCUAUCCUUGACCAUGGGAGGGGGGAGGGACUACCCCGCACUGCCCACACAGAGCUCAGGGGGAGCAGGGAGGGGUUCCCUAGAAGGACCUGGGGGAAACUGAGGUAGUUCUGAUACUCACCCCAAUCCCCCCGAUGCUGCUGGGAGGAGGGUGCCCUGCCCACGCGGGCGUCUGCUUUGCUGCUGCAAUACCCCCCGCAGACCAGCACCUCAAUAAACUCUCUGCUUGGUGUGA
Messenger RNA from Erinaceus europaeus (western European hedgehog), 3858 nucleotides. It is a transcript of the gene MAPK8IP2, whose product is annotated as mitogen-activated protein kinase 8 interacting protein 2. The record is from RefSeq and is a predicted model, not a curated record. Gene Ontology annotation, cellular component: cytoplasm. Gene Ontology annotation, molecular function: protein binding. Gene Ontology annotation, biological process: regulation of JNK cascade. Lineage: Eukaryota; Metazoa; Chordata; Mammalia; Eulipotyphla; Erinaceidae. The coding region runs from base 694 to 3204 and encodes 836 amino acids. The transcript has 12 exons.